AUAUAAGAAGGGAGGACAUGAGCACUUCCACACAUUAAUACUUAAUUGGAGUACUAAAAAAUGAACAAAGCAUUACUUAUGUUAGAUAUGGAGGGCUACAUUAGAAUCUUAUUCACUAUUCUACUCUCGGUUAUGUUGCUUGCAAGCCAAAUUGAUGGAAGAAAAGACCCUAAAGCAUAUUGGGAAGCCAUGAUGGAAGGACAAGCCAUGCCUCAAGCUAUUAAAAAUUAUAUAAAUGAGAAGGGAGACUACUAUACUGACAAGAUUAAUCUAAAGCAAUCUCCGUCCAUUGCUGCAGUCAGUAAAGAGUUCAACAACGACUUUGAUCUAAAGCCUAAUUUGCUUUUGUACCCUAAGUAUGGAGAACAAUCUCCGUCUGUUGCUGCAAUUCGUAAAGAUUUCAACAACGACUUUGAUCCAAAGUCUAACUGGUUUUAUUACCCCAAGUAUGGAGAACAAUCUCCGUCCGUUGCUGUAAUCCGUAAAGAUUUCAACAACGACUUUGAUCCAAAGUCUAACUGGUUUUAUUACCCCAAGUAUGGAGAACAAUCUCCGUCCGUUACUGCAAUCCGUAAAGAUUUCAACAACGACUUUGAUCCAAAGUCUAACUGGUUUUAUUACCCCAAGUAUGGAGAACAAUCUCCGUCCGUUGCUGCAAUCCGUAAAGAUUUCAACAACGACUUUGAUCCAAAGUCUAACUGGUUUUAUUACCCCAAGCAUGGAGAACAAUCUCCGUCCGUUGCAAAAACAACCCGUAAAGAUUUCAACAACGACUUUGAUCCAAAGUCUAAUUGGUUUUAUUACCCCAAGUAUGGAGAACAAUCUCCGUCCGUUGCUGCAAUCCGUAAAGAUUUCAACAACGACUUUGAUCCAAAGUCUAAUUGGUUUUAUUACCCCAAGUAUGGAGAACAAUCUCCGUCCGUUGCUGCAAUCCGUAAAGAUUUCAACAACGACUUUGAUCCAAAGUCUAACUGGUUUUAUUACCCCAAGCAUGGAGAACAAUCUCCGUCCGUUGCAAAAACAACCCGUAAAGAUUUCAACAACGACUUUGAUCCAAAGUCUAAUUGGUUUUAUUACCCCAAGUAUGGAGAACAAUCUCCGUCCGUUGCUGCAAUCCGUAAAGAUUUCAACAACGACUUUGAUCCAAAGUCUAAUUGGUUUUAUUACCCCAAGUAUGGAGAACAAUCUCCGUCCGUUGCUGCAAAAAAAUGAUUAUUGUCAACUACUUAAGUAUAUAAUGUUUGGGUAUUAUGAUAUUUAUCUAUAAUCAAGGUAAUUUCUAGUAUAAUGCAUAUGUUAUUUUCCUUGUGUUUGCUUAUCUACCGGGUUAGAUAGAGGGUCAUCCUCAUCAAUUUCUUCGUAAUCCAAAUGUCCUAUGAUACUUUGAUGCUAAUAAAAAUAAAUGUUAGUGUA
Amaranthus tricolor (Joseph's coat) is the source of this 1413-nucleotide messenger RNA. RefSeq lists its product as uncharacterized. The transcript has 2 exons. Bases 61 to 1212 code for a protein of 383 amino acids. Lineage: Eukaryota; Viridiplantae; Streptophyta; Magnoliopsida; Caryophyllales; Amaranthaceae. The record is from RefSeq and is a predicted model, not a curated record.